CAAGAUUUUGAUGCCGAUGAAGCAAGGAAAAGUGAAGAUGAGGAAGAAAUACUUUCAAAGGACAAGGAGUACCAGGAAUUGUUACGGGAGUACUGCAGCAUCCCUGGUAUGGGUCAGAGGGUUUUGGUGAUACAACCAGACAUGAAGGGUGGAGACAAGUCCUCCCUUACGACCCCGGUCCUCCAGCUGGCCGAGGCCUGUGCCCUGGUGGAGACGCUGCCCAGGUGGAAAGUGGUGCAGAAAAUGGUGGUCCCAGUACAGAACCACCAGCUGUCUCAUGUGUUCAGUCCAGGACGUCUGGCUCAGCUGACUGAGGAAAUCACCAAUAAUAAACACAUCAGCAUGGUGUUCCUAAGUACCAACAAACUGGCUCCCUCACAGGUGUCCAGCCUCCAGGAUCUCUGGAACAUACCCAUCAUUGACAGGUACACAGUGGUCCUACAGAUAUUUAAGGAACAUGCUAAAACUAAGGAAGCCAAACUGCAGGUAGCUCUAGCUGAGAUCCCCAUGCUCAGAUAUUGCAUACCUGAUAUCCAUGAGGGCACACAUGACAAAACAUUUGGGGGAAGUAACUACCUUGGGGGAGACACCCAUUAUCAGCACCGCUGGCAUCUACUGGGGGUAAGUAAUGACUUAGGGACACACCUACAUGUACAUCCUAAACUAAUGACAUCUACUGGGGGUAAGUAAUGACUUAGGGACACACCUACAUGUACAUCCUAAACUAAUGACAUCUACUGGGGGUAAGUAAUGACUUAGGGACGCACCUACAUGUACAUCCUAAACUAAUCACAUCUACUGG
Mizuhopecten yessoensis (Yesso scallop) is the source of this 802-nucleotide messenger RNA. RefSeq names its product putative GTP-binding protein 6. The transcript is spliced from 6 exons. Gene Ontology annotation, cellular component: cytoplasm. The record is from RefSeq and is a predicted model, not a curated record. Lineage: Eukaryota; Metazoa; Mollusca; Bivalvia; Pectinida; Pectinidae. Gene Ontology annotation, molecular function: ribosome binding; GTP binding. Bases 109 to 690 code for a protein of 193 amino acids.